AUGUUCGAUGGCUGCCUCACGGAUUGCCUCGUCGAGAAGAUUGUGUUGUAAAUAUAGAUAUAUAUUUUACGUAGCGUUUGUAAUCCUUUGUAUUCAGUUUAUUAUAUACAAUUUCAACGUAAAGGAUGCGGAUAUUGCUCCGGGAGACAAGCCAGAAGAUGAUACCCUGGAGAGACCCGCAGACAGAGAAAUCAUAGAGGAGCCUUUAGGGGAAGAGAAAGAAGAAGCUAUAAAUGUGGAACAUGACAGAGAUGAUAGUCACCCUGCAGAGGUCCUCACAAGUGAGGAAUCCCAUAAUUUAUCUAAGGAAGAUCUCCAACACAAGAUACGGUUUCUCCAGGAUUUCAUCCCUCCUUGUACAAUAGAAAGCUCUCAGGCUCUUUCAGCCAUUAAGAGAGCCAAAACCAUAGAGUGUAAACAGGAGAUAGCUGACACGACCUGUGGGAUACAGGAGGGGGGCGUGUAUCCAGGCUCUCUGCCCAACACCUGCCACCUGAAAGGUAACCAUUCUAAGGGGCAUUACUAUGGCUGCUAUAAGGACGAUCCAGAGGAUCGAGACUUUUCUCAUCAAAAGACUUUACCCACUGAGAACUGGUCACAGCUCUGUAUAGACUACUGUCUACAGACAGGUUUCAGAUAUGCAGGCCUGCAGUAUGGAAGGGAAUGUUGGUGUGGGAAUUCUUUUGGUAAACAUGGAAUUGAAGGAGCUGCAUGUAACCAGCCCUGCCCCGCUAAAACCAGUGAAAUGUGUGGAGGAUAUCUCACCAGUAAUGUCUACAGUACAGGUAUACAAGAGAGACUGAGUAAUGGCCCAGGAGAUCUACAUUUUGAGGAGGAUAUCCAACCAAAGGUCAGGGUCAUGUUUGUAUUGACCUUGAGUGGUCGUCAGGUCAGACAAGUUAGAAGAUUACUCAAGGCCAUCUACCAUCAAGACCAUUUUUACCUUCUACACAUUGAUAUGAGACAAGAAUACCUGUAUCGAGAGUUGCUUCCCUUGGAGGAUAUGUUACCCAAUGUCUAUCUUGUUCGUAAGCGUUUUGCCACAAUCUGGGGUGGUGCCAAUCUUCUAGAUGCCCAUUUACACAUCAUGAAGGAGGCACUUGAUUCUUAUAAAAAGUGGGACUACUAUGUUAACCUGAGUGAAAGUGACUACCCAAUCAAAAGAUUGGAUGCCCUAAUUUCCUACUUGACAAAGUACAGAGGUUAUGUGUUCAUCAAAUCUCAUGGCAGGAAUACCUCUCUGUUUUUGAAGAAACAGGGCCUGGAUCAGACUUUCCUGCAGUGUGACCACCACCUGUGGCGUUUAGGACCACGAACCCUCCCCACAGGGAUUCAGAUGGAUGGGGGUAGUGACUGGGUGGGGCUUCCUCGUCAGUUCUGCGAGUAUGUCACAACCUCAGAAGAUAAACUCUUAAAAGGACUGAAGAAGCUGUACAAGUACACAUUACUGCCUGUGGAGUCUUUUUUCCACACAUUGCUCCAUAAUAGCCACUACUGUGAUAAAUGGAUGGAAAACAACCUUCAUGUCACAAACUGGGACAGGAAAAGGGGAUGUAAAUGUCAACACAAGAAUGUCGUAGACUGGUGUGGAUGUUCCCCCAAUGACUUCCUCUCCAAAGACCUGGACAGAAUUCUGAGUAUUGAAUCAAAGCCAGUGUUUUUUGGCAGAAAAUUUGAGCCAGUAGUAAACCAAGAUAUUAUCAACAGUAUGGAUGUUUACUUGUUUGGAAAUGAGAUGAAAGAUGUAACAGCCCUGACUAACUAUUGGCAGAAUGAGUACCACUAUCUAGACUCCAGCACUAGGGUAGAUGACACUUACCUGAGUUUUUACCUGUCCUUUAUGAGAUUGACAGCUGCUCUUCUGAUGGCAGACACAGCGACACAGUGUCAGGUGGUGCCAGAGAAACUGCUUCAGGUCCACGUAUUCCAGAGGAGUGAUAGGAACCAGGGACUUCUAGUGAUGUUUGAGGCCAUCACAAGGGGUGGAGCCAAAGUGGUUCUUGAGAGUCAUGUGAUGAUGAGGCAGCAUUAUACAGUGAUAGACCCACCAGGGCCUGCUGGCAGGCUCAUUAAUGUCGAGGUUGGCACAGAUUAUGACUUAAAAGAGUCCAUAUUCAGGAACUAUGGCUUGUUCCUAGGUCCAUACAGUGACUUAGUUUUAAAACAUACCUGGGGACCAGGUGAACCAUUAACAGUAUCUAUUGCAUGGAUUGACCCUGCCAAGGUCAUAGCUGCUUCCUACGAUGUCAACAUCACAGGUGAAGGUCAAAUUCGACCAUUCAAACCUUUGCUAAAACAGCCAUUACGACCAGGAGUGUGGACUAGCAAACUCAUGUACAGAUGGCAAGUCUUUGCGGAGGUAAAAUUCCUUGUUCUUCCUUUAACUGUGUUUAAGGGUAAGACUCUGGACCCUAGCAGAGCAGCCUUACAUCACAAUGGACCAAUCGGUUUUUAUGCAAAGCAAGAUUUUUCAGAGUUUGAGGAAGUUUUGAAAGUGACUAACAUAGGAGAAGCUCGAGCAGCUGCUGAUGAGAAUGGCCAGAAACAUGGACAUGUGUUGGAGGAAUGGACAGAUGGACUGUGUGAAGAGUUCUGGAGUGUACAGGAAGUGUGUCAGAUAGGGGAGAUAACUGAAGAGUGUUCUUCCAUUAAAAAGUGUCAAGAGACAUCUUGGAGUUCUCUUUCACCAGAUCCUAAGUCGACCAUUACAGGAGUAAGUCCUGAUACUGGUCUUAUACGAUAGCUAAGUCAACCAUUGCAAGAGGCCAGAGACUGGUCUUAUAUAACAACUAAGUCUACCAUUACAGAGGCCAGAGACUAGUCUUACACAAUAGCUUGACAUCCUUAAUCAACAAUUGCAGCAACUUAAUAUUUCGUCUCAAAGUUCACUUAUGCCAGCAAUCAAAUUCAUUUACAUUGUUUUGUCAUUUACUGAAAUAAUUGAUUUUGACACUCUUUUACUAA
Saccostrea echinata is the source of this 2964-nucleotide messenger RNA. Its product is annotated as xylosyltransferase oxt-like. Lineage: Eukaryota; Metazoa; Mollusca; Bivalvia; Ostreida; Ostreidae. Gene Ontology annotation, molecular function: protein xylosyltransferase activity. The record is from RefSeq and is a predicted model, not a curated record. Gene Ontology annotation, cellular component: membrane. Gene Ontology annotation, biological process: chondroitin sulfate proteoglycan biosynthetic process; heparan sulfate proteoglycan biosynthetic process. The transcript has 12 exons. Bases 8 to 2743 code for a protein of 911 amino acids.